AUGGAACAAGGCGUGACAUGCGAACACCUGAAUAAGCUUGCAGAUGUUCUCGGGAAGGAUUUGUGGCAGUCUAAAGAGGUGUUAACUUGUUUCGACUGUGGGUGUCCAGGACCCAACCUCUGGAUUUGUCUGCAGCCAGACUGCCACCAUGUCGGUUGCUCUGAAGUCAAAAAUGAUCACAGCACUUUACACCAAAAAAACUUUUCGACGCAUUGCGUGCAUAUGAACGUGUCGACGGAGCGGAUAUGGUGUUACUUGUGCGAGAAAGAGGUUCACAUCAGAGCAGCUUUGGCGCGCGCGUCGAGUCCAGAUUCAACAUGUGUCGAGAGUCCAGGGCGGCUCGACUCGGUUGGCUUCAGCAUGGUAGACGACGAUCUCGACCCAGAUGACAUGGAUUAUGAUGAUGACGCCAGACCCAGGGGUCUAGUGGGUCUGCAGAACAUGGGCAAUACGUGCUAUAUGAACGCGGCGCUGCAAGCGCUCAGUAACACGGCGCCGCUGACGUCAUACUUCCUCGAGUGUGCUGCGGCGGUCGCUGUGUUAGCCGCUGAUAAGAAGCCGGGGAUAAGCAGAGCAUACCAAAAAUUAGUCAAAGAGAUGUGGAGUAGAAAAACAAGAGGCUACGUUGUACCUAAUGGAAUCCUUUAUGGCAUUCGUAAUGUGCAUCCAAUGUUUCGCGGUUACCACCAGCAUGACACGCAAGAGUUUCUUCGAUGCUUUAUGGACCAGCUGCACGAGGAACUCAAAGAACCGGUGUUCGACACGUCGGAAGACAAGCUGAACUCGGAGGCGGACGGCGACCACCAGGAGACGCGCUCCGUGCACGUGCGGCGCCGCGCCGCCAGCUCCGGCGGGGAGAGAGUCUCGAACGACGCACCUUUAUUUGCAAGGAUGAGAAGAAAAUCACCGGCACCGUCCUCGUAUAGUGAAUCACGAACCGAUGGAUAUUUAAGAGUAUCUCAGGACCCACCGUCUCGUCACCGCCGAUCAGCCAGUUUUGCUGGCACACACCAACUUCAGUACCAUUUAUACACACAACAAACUAAUGGGCCGGAUUUAACAUCUCGUGGUCCAAAUCAAGCACUGAACGGUUCGGAAUCGGAGCUCUCGUGGUCGAGUGAAGCCGAGGAGCGGUAUGAGACUUGUUCUAGCGGUGCCAGCGAUGCACCGGAUCCUAGGACAGAAACCGCCGGCGGCGGCGCGGGGCCGGCGCGGGGCGGCGGCGACGGCGCGGCGGGCGGCGCGCGCUACCGCUCCGUCAUCUCCGACGUGUUCGACGGCAAGCUGCUCUCCUCCGUGCAGUGCCUCAUCUGCAACCGGGUAUCAACGCGGGUGGAAACCUUCCAAGAUCUAUCCCUCCCUAUACCUUCACGAGAGCACCUGGCAGUCAUUCGAUGUCAGCAGCCCAUCCUGAAUCACCACGCGCCUCAUGGCGCUCAGGAGUCUUGGGUACGUGGGCUCCAACCUUCGCGUGAACAAACUAGUAGCUUGGAACCUGUUAGCUGGACCACGCCUUUGACGCCUGUUUGGUGGUUACUGAGCUGGCUUCGAUCCUGGUUCUACGGACCAAUCGUCUCACUGCAGGACUGCCUCGCUGCAUUCUUCAGCGCCGAUGAACUGAAAGGCGAUAAUAUGUACAGUUGUUCCCGCUGCAAUAAAUUACGUAACGGUGUGAAGAUGUCAGGUGUGGUGCGUUUGCCGGAAGUGUUGUGUGUUCACCUGAAGCGAUUCCGCCACGAGCUCAUGUUCAGUGCGAAGGUCGGCGCCAGGGUCUCGUUCCCUAUCAACGAUCUUAAUAUGGCACCGUACACACACAAAGACUGCACAUCAAAGAUAACCCGAUACGAGCUAUGUGCUGUCAUCUGUCACGCCGGUACAGCGGGUGGGGGGCAUUACACGUGUAUAGCUCGCAACGGUCGCGGCUGGUACAUGUUCGAUGAUCACGCUGUCUCGCCGCUGCCAUUGCACCACCUGCCUCAUGCCGAGGCCUACGUGCUCUUCUAUAGGAAAAUCAACCCGCAAAUGACCAACCUGCGUCAGAAGGCGGCCGAAAUAUUGGAGUCAACGAGUGCCGAAACCAAUGACAUCAAAUUUUAUAUUUCGAAGCAGUGGAUAAACAAAUUCAACACAUGGGCGGAGCCUGGCCCCAUAGACAACAGCGACUUCGUGUGCUGGCAUGGCGGCGUUCGGCCUGAGCGUGCUCCACAUCUUCACCAUCUAGCUGCGCUAGUGCCACAACCUCUCUGGGAGUUUCUAUACGAGAACUUCGGCGGCGGGCCAGCCGUGUCGCACGUGCACGAGUGCGGCGUGUGCGCCCGCGCCGCGCUGCGCCUGCGCACGCGCCGAGCGCGCGAGCUCGCCGCCUUCUGCGAGCUGCACGCCAGCUUCCAGGAACAGGAGCGCCCCCACGCCAUAUAUGCUAUCAGCAUGCAUUGGUUCCGUCAGUGGCAAGCCUUCGUGCGAAACAAAACGCAGCAACCACCUCCACCUGUUGACAACACAGGCAUCGUCACCAAACAGGAGGUAGACGGCACAACUGUAUAUUCGCUUAAGGCGGGCUCCGACCACGCCCAGUUAAGCGAGGACCUGUGGAGGUUCUUCACAAGCAUCUACGGUGGAGGCCCAGAAGUGAAGCUAAAGUCACCGACUGCAGCGAUAACUGUGCAAACAAACGCUGACAAAGACAAGGCUUUCGAACGCCGUAUGUCGAGGAAAUAUUCAGAGUCGGACAAGGAGGAGUACUGUACGAAAUCCACUUCAGAGAUGAACAUAAGAGAUACAGUACAAGGCGAACUACAGAAGAACCAGUCCCUCCAAAAUAUCAACCGACGCUACAAAGUAAAGACUGCGGCAGAUUCGGACGAAGAUGUCGCAUAUAGACGUACUAGUUUCCAGUACAAACGACACGAGCCUAAUGGAAAUUAUCAAGAUUCUGAUGACGAAGACAUGGACGUUAGUCCAUCGGUCUAUGUGAAUACGGUCCGCAUGGAAAACGGAGUCGACAGCUCCGAUCACGAUGCCAAUGACAACCCUCUAUAUCCUACAAUAAGCAAGAAAACAGACAAACUGACAGACUCUGACUUACCAAAUUUAGAUAGUAUAUCCCUAAAAUCUAAGCCGUCGAAGAGCGGUAAAGUGAGGAAAAUGAAAAAACGGACGAUGAAAUGA
This is a messenger RNA of Arctia plantaginis, 3168 nucleotides long. The record is from the annotation of a GenBank genome assembly. Lineage: Eukaryota; Metazoa; Arthropoda; Insecta; Lepidoptera; Erebidae.